Dipodomys spectabilis (banner-tailed kangaroo rat) is the source of this 1616-nucleotide messenger RNA. RefSeq names its product apolipoprotein L2-like. Gene Ontology annotation, molecular function: lipid binding. Gene Ontology annotation, cellular component: extracellular region; membrane. Bases 169 to 1227 code for a protein of 352 amino acids. Gene Ontology annotation, biological process: lipoprotein metabolic process; lipid transport. The transcript has 4 exons. The record is from RefSeq and is a predicted model, not a curated record. NCBI's taxonomy places the organism in Eukaryota, Metazoa, Chordata, Mammalia, Rodentia, Heteromyidae.
GCAAGCUGGUCCAAACCCAGGGCUUUCACUCUCCUGCUUGGUUGUAUCUACCCCAGAGGAUGUGUCUGGUCGUGGCUCAGAUGUGCAGGUGGUGACAGGAUCCACACAGCCAAGACAGGCAGACCACACCAAACUCAGCCAGGGGAAGAUCAAGCUUGGAAAGCAACCAUGAGUACAAGAAGUCUUUUCAUAGACACCGCCAUGAAGCUGGUGACCUCCCCAGAUGGCAGACUAUUUGUUGAGCAUGUCACUGAUUUUCUUGUGGACCAACUGGGCCCAGAGUAUGCCAGCCUCCUGGUGACUGAAGACCAAAUCUGGGAGGUGUUUGUGGCUGCGGCUGGACUGUCCAGGGAUGAAGAAGAUGAGCUACGAGAAGCUCUGAGGAAGCUUCCAGAAUCCAUGGCCAUGGACAACAAAGACAGGCUCCAGAAAGACCUGAAGGAUAUGAAGAUCUUUGCGGGGAGGUUUCCUCAGGUGAAAUCAGAAGUUGAGGGGUGCAUCAGGAGGCUCCGGGCCCUUGCAGAGGAGGUCAGCAAGGUGCACAAGGACUGCACCAUCUCCAGCAUUGUGGCCAACUUCACAGCUGUUGCCUCUGGACUCAUGACCCUCAGUGGUCUUGCUCUGGCACCUUUCACAGCAGGACUCAGUCUGGGGCUGUCUCUGGGUGGGAUAGGGCUGGGAGCAGCAGCUUCGGUGACCAGUGCUGCCACCAGCACUGUGGAAGCAACAAAUAUAUUAUCCGUCAGAGAUGAAGCCAGCAACCUGGUGUCAGUCAGCCUGGAGACACUGAAUGAUUAUUUAGUGGCUGCGGCUAAGACCACACCUAAAGUUGUAUUGGCAUCUGAUGAGUUUCUCCAGAGCCUGACAAAGCUGGGGAAACAUGUCCGUGCCUUCAGACAGGCCAGAGCCAACCCUCAGGUACUGCGACAGGCGAGGGGCCUAACGAACACUUGGAGAUCUUCGAGAGGCUUUGAGAGUGUGGAGAGAGCCUCUGGGGGCACUGCACAGGUGAUGACCAGAGGAGCCCGAAUCUUGGGGGCCGUCACCACAGGUGUCUUGCUUGGGAUGGAUGUGACCAGCCUCGUGCAAGAUUCACAGCAUUUGUCUAAGGGGGCAGAGUUAGAGUUGGCCAAAGAGCUGCGCCGGGUGGCCCAGGAGCUGGAGAGCAAGUUGGAGUUCCUUGUCAAGGUCCAGGACCAGCUCAGUGGCAUGAUCCCACCUUCCUGAGCAGCCCAGAGGUCAAGGGAGAAGUGCAGGGCAGAGGUAUGGGCGAAUACAGGCACCGUGUUAGAGGGAGAAUGGGAGUAAGACGGGUCUAUGGGAUGAGGUGGAAAGGAGUUGGACAACACGGGGGCUGAGCACAGUGAAGGGAGUGCAGCUAGCAAGUGGGUGGAAGAGAGCCUGGAGCCUAAGAUGGGGACAAAAUAGGCCCCAAGAGCAUGGGGAACAGGAGGAAUGGUUUACUGGGGAUGGAAGAACACACAGGAGCAUGGAUAGAUGGAGGAUUCAUAGGAAUAGCCAUGAAAAGAAGGUCAGGAAAUUGAAGAGCUGAAAGGAGAGAAAGUCAAGAGUUAGAAUUGCUAGAAUAAGCUGGGCACCGGUAGCUCACGCCUGUC